Messenger RNA from Ustilago hordei, 657 nucleotides. RefSeq lists its product as uncharacterized. The coding region runs from base 1 to 657 and encodes 218 amino acids. The record is from RefSeq and is a predicted model, not a curated record. The transcript has a single exon. Lineage: Eukaryota; Fungi; Basidiomycota; Ustilaginomycetes; Ustilaginales; Ustilaginaceae.
AUGUUGACCCGCAAUACCACCACAUCUCGCAUAACCAGCGCCAGUACCAGUGUUACUGGCAGCCAUCCCAAUCAGGACAACAGAGAGUGGACGCAGACGAUGUCGUCGGACGAAAGCGAGCCAGGAAGCUCGAACAACGACUCCGACUCGGACGUGUCUGUGGUGGAAACCCGGAGUCGCAAAAGGCGAAAGACUGGAUCGAAACGAGGGUACUGUAUGUCCAGUUGGCGAAAACGACUUUGGGCACGCCAAGCCAAAGCUUGCAAUCCUUGCCGUCAAAUCCAGCAACGUUGUCAAGAGCCCGAUCCGGACAGCUGCCAGCAACGUUGUGGCUAUUGUCACGAGGAGAACGAAACACAUGUUUAUCAUCACAACGAGGGAUUGGCUAUUACAAGGGUUAGUCAUUGGGCUAUGUACAUUGUGCAGGGACACACCGAAGCUGAGGCGGAUGUGCUGGUUUAUCGAGACCUGGCUUCUUUUGGCGACCCAGCUGCAGAGAACAGCAGAGAGACAGGCAUUGCUGCCCCAACAGAAGCCACUCCACCAGGCCAGCCGUCAAGCCCUGCAACCUCCAGCGUCCCCUUCAAUGGACCGACCAAUCGUGUACAAAAGCCAGACAACGGCUGGAUCUAUAACGACGUUCGUACCAACUCCUAG